UGACUCCCAAAUUAAACAAAAAUAUCACAAAGAAGAAAAGUUCAAGGAAGAUUAAAGAAAUAUGGUCACAAAAAUAUGGGUCGUCCUUGCGGUAUUGUCAUUGGCUCUUUCUGCUGCGAGUUCAUCAUCCUUAGCCGAAUUUCCAAUCGUCCAAUUCUUCAACAAUAUAAAAGAAGGAAAUGUUUCUCUCGACUGUAGAGAUGGUGGAUCUGCUAAACUAGAGCCACUCCAGAGAUUCUCAUUUGAAGCCAAAGAGAAAGACAAAGAUUAUGCUUACAUUUGUUAUUGUGAGUAUUAUGGGGAUAUCUUGGCUGAAAAGAGAUAUGAACUUGAAGUCAAGGGAUACUCUCCCGAAAGAGACACAGAUCAUGAAAACAUCUAUUGGAUGUUUACCUUAGAUGAAAUUCUUCUUAGUUAUGAUCAAGUUCACUACCAUAUAAAAGUGCUUUGGAGAGUAUCUGCAGAAUAAUUAUAUUGAUAUUGAUCAAUUGAUGUUAUCUUCAUUCUCAUUUUUAUUAGUUAUAUAUCUGUUGGCCUAUGUAAUCCUUAGCUUCUUCCAUGAAGAUUUUAAUAAUAACAAUCUCCGUUAAUUAAAAAAAUCCUUAGAUUUUAAUAAUCCUUAGCUUCUUCCAUGAAGGUUUUAACAAUUUCACAUUUCACUUGUUUGUUCACUCAACAUGUCAAACAGUUUUCUUUUCU
This is a messenger RNA of Cuscuta europaea, 699 nucleotides long. Lineage: Eukaryota; Viridiplantae; Streptophyta; Magnoliopsida; Solanales; Convolvulaceae. The record is from the annotation of a GenBank genome assembly.